Molecule: messenger RNA, 1991 nt
Organism: Dermochelys coriacea (leatherback sea turtle)
Lineage: Eukaryota; Metazoa; Chordata; Testudines; Dermochelyidae
Gene: NKX2-4
Product: NK2 homeobox 4
Exons: 2
Coding region: 254-1306 (350 amino acids)
Biological process (GO): cell differentiation; regulation of transcription by RNA polymerase II
Cellular component (GO): nucleus
Molecular function (GO): DNA-binding transcription factor activity, RNA polymerase II-specific; RNA polymerase II cis-regulatory region sequence-specific DNA binding
Source: RefSeq, a predicted model, not a curated record
CGGUUGUUGGCUCCUUGGGGCUGUCGCUCCGCCCCCCGGUGUCUGUCGUAAACCUGGCGCCGGACUAAAAUAAACCCGAGAUAAGAGAGCUCAGGGCUCGCCUCCCUCCUCCUGCCUCCUGCGCGGCGAGCGCUCGGCUCCCCGGCGCGCUCCGGAGUCCCCCUCUCUUGGCGCAGCCAGCCGGCCGGAGGGGAGCCGGCAGCCGCCCCGGGCUGAGCCCCCGCCAGCUCCCCCGCUGCCCGGCGGCCGAGCCAUGUCGGUGAGCCCCAAGCACACGACGCCCUUCUCCGUCACCGACAUCCUGAGCCCCAUGGAGGAGAGCUACAAGAAGUUCGGGGCGCUGGAGGGCGCCGGGCACCUGGGCUCCCCGCUGGGGGCUUAUCGCCAGGCGCAGGGCGCGCAGGCGGCCCCGGCCAUGCAGCAACACGCCAUGGGCGGCCACAACGGGGCGGCGGCCGGCGCCUACCACAUGCCGCACGGCGUCUCCCAGUUCCCCCACAGCGCCGUGGGGAGCUACUGCAACGGGGGGCUCAGCAACAUGGGCGAGCUGCCCGCCUACCCCGACAGCAUGCGGAACAGCGCGGCGGCCGCCGCCAGCGGCUGGUACGGGGCCAACCCGGACCCCAGGUACUCCACAAUCUCUAGGUUCAUGGGCCCCUCGGCCGGGAUGAACAUGGCUGGCAUGGGCACCCUGAGCGGGAUCGCCGAGGCGGCCAAGACCAUGGCCCCUCUCCACGCGGCGCCCCGGCGGAAGAGGAGGGUGCUGUUCUCCCAGGCUCAGGUCUACGAGCUGGAGAGGCGGUUUAAGCAGCAGAAGUACCUGUCGGCGCCGGAGCGGGAGCACCUGGCCAGCAUGAUCCACCUCACCCCGACGCAGGUCAAGAUCUGGUUCCAGAACCACCGCUACAAGAUGAAGCGGCAGGCGAAGGAUAAGGCCACGCCGCAGCUCCAGCAGGAGACCAGCCUGUGCCAGCAGCAGCCCUCCCCGCGGCGGGUGGCCGUGCCGGUGCUGGUGAAGGACGGGAAACCCUGCCAGGGCAACCCCAGCAGCACCCCGGCGGCGCCCAACCAGCCGGCGCCCCAGGGCGCCUCCAGCGGGGGGCUCCCGGCGUCCAGCAGCGCCGCGCACCAGCAUCAGAGCCAGCAGGUCAGCUCGCUGAGCCAGGCCCCGGAGCUGGAGGAGAUGUCGCCCAGCCCCCCCUCCCUCCACAGCCAGGUCGGCGGCAUGGCCCCGAUGGACACAGCCAACCUCGAUUACAGCAGCAGCCUGGUCAACCCCAACCUGCUCUACAGCAGGACGUGGUAACGCGGGGGGGCUGCCUGGGACAGCCUGGGGAGCGGGCUACAACCCCCCCCCCCGACCCCCCCCCGCCGCCACCCACCCCAACAGUGCUAGCGCCUGCGGCUUUCUUCCCCGUGAGUCCCUCCCUGGAGGGAAAUAUCUGAGCGCCUUCCUCCUCUCUCGUUGUCGUGGUUGAUUUUAUUUUAUAUGAUUAAUUAUUUAUUAUUAUUAUUAUUAUUGCUUUUUAAAAGACGGGAAUUGCAAGGAAGUACAUCGCUCGGAGCUGCCGUAGACCGUGUGCGCGCCUGUGUGGACUUGGGCGGUGUAGCUGACAAGGCGGUUAAAAAGCCUUGCACAUUUUGGGGGUGGGAGGAGGGGGAGGGAAAGGGAAGGGGAGAAAGAACAAACCAAACAGGCAACGAAACAAACAAACAAAAAACUCUCGUUGCUUUAGGAUAUCUGAGGCCACUGGCCGGGCACAGGUGAGGACUUCCCUAAUGACCGUCUAACUUUAGAGUCUAGGCUGUUGCUCUAGUUUAAUGUGCGAUUAACCAAAUUAAAAGGUGACGCCGCAGAUUGACAAGAGUUAGUGUUUACCACCAUCGAGUCUCCGGUUUUUAUUUAUUUUUUAUUUUUUUUUUUUUUAGGCUAGUUAAAAACACAAAAAACCCAGUUGGUUGGUGUCUCUAUCUUAUAAACCAAUUGAACG